Molecule: messenger RNA, 2868 nt
Organism: Entelurus aequoreus (snake pipefish)
Lineage: Eukaryota; Metazoa; Chordata; Actinopteri; Syngnathiformes; Syngnathidae
Gene: sox4a
Product: SRY-box transcription factor 4a
Exons: 1
Coding region: 315-1355 (346 amino acids)
Biological process (GO): regulation of DNA-templated transcription; anatomical structure morphogenesis; cell differentiation
Molecular function (GO): DNA-binding transcription factor activity, RNA polymerase II-specific; RNA polymerase II cis-regulatory region sequence-specific DNA binding
Source: RefSeq, a predicted model, not a curated record
CGGAGCGCGCGAGACACGGGGAGACUAUGAGCACGCGCAUUCCGCCGCAUGCGUCCUCAAGCCGCGCCGCAGACGUCCACGUGAGGGACUCGCACUGCCAGUGGCGCGUCCUCAGUCCGGUGGGCCGAGUUUUCAGCCGCACGGGCAGUUGAAGGUUCCACGCUCGGAGCGUGUAUUUUCUCCCACUUUUAGCCAAGUUGUGAUAAAAGAGGAACUUUUUAUUUUUUUGUGUUUUUUUUGCUUGUGUGAACUGAAAAGAACAAAAAGUGUUUUGGUGCUUUUACGCGCCUUUUACGCGCGGUUUACGCACACGGAUGGUGCAGCAGCAGACGCUCUCCCCGGCCGGGGACUCCACGGACACCGGGGAGAUGGACCUGGACAUGGACGUGUCCCCCACCCCGGCGGGGCGCAACGACCUGGCCUGGUGCAAGACCCCCACGGGCCACAUCAAGAGACCCAUGAACGCCUUCAUGGUGUGGUCGCAGAUCGAGCGGCGGAAGAUCAUGGAGCAGUCCCCGGACAUGCACAACGCCGAGAUCUCCAAGCGGCUGGGCAAGCGCUGGAAGCUGCUGAAGGACGCGGACAAGAUCCCCUUCAUCCGGGAGGCGGAGCGGCUGCGGCUCAAGCACAUGGCCGACUACCCGGACUACAAGUACCGGCCCAGGAAGAAGGUGAAGUCCGGGGCGAGCAAGGAGAAGAGCUCGGAGAGGAGCAGCAAAGCCAAAAGGAGCCCCGCGUCCAAAGCCGCCAGCCGGGCGCACAAGCAGAGCAGCAAGCCCGCCGCGCCCAGCCCAGACCCCGCGUCCCCCGGGGACCACCAGACCCUCUUCAAGUCCCGCUCCGCGGCCAGGAUGAUCCCGGAGAAGCGCACCGGACGCGGCUCGGAGUGCGGGCCCCCUUCCGUCGGAGUCCCGGCCAGUCCCACCCUGAGCAGCUCGGCCGAGUCCAGCGACCCUCUGAGCCUGUACGAGGAGUCCAGUCCCGGGGCCAGCGAGUCGUCCCACACGGCGCGCCUGCGCUACUCCUCCCGCGCGUCCUCGCCGACCCCGUCCGCCGCGCACUCCCCCUCUUCCUCCUCCUCCUCCUCCUCCUCCUCCACCUCCUCGGAUGAGGAGUUUGAGGACGAGCGGCUCGACCUGAACCCGAGCCCCGGCGGCUUCGAGGGCGCGUCCCUGCAGGGCGGCGUGCAGGGCUUCUCGGAGGCGGAUCUGGACCGGGACUUGGACUGGAGCUUCGGGGCGUGCGGCGCCGGCUCCCACUUCGACUUCCCCGACUACUGCACCCGGGAGGUGAGCGAGAUGAUCUCAGGGGACUGGCUGGAGUCCACCAUCUCCAACCUGGUCUUCACCUACUGACGAGCACCUGGCCAAGGUGCGCGCAAUAUGUUCGCGCAUUCGGAGUGAAUGUACGCAGAAGGACUCCUUUGAAAGAGCCGGAAACUGAACUUGAACUGGGAAGACGCUCCAGGUGUGAUCCAGGUGUCUCCGCCCCACAAGUACUUCAAUGCGCAUGCGCUCCCGGAUGAGGAGGAUUUUAUUGUCGUUUCAUGUUCAUUGCUGCGUAAUUACGCAAUGUGAGACCUUUUUUGUUCCUCUUCUUCUUUAUUGGACACAAAAUUCACGACCACCAGCUUUCUCUUUCAACGGCAGGACUUUCAAAAUAAAACUCAGUGCACAAUUCAGGACCAACGCUUCCCCCCCCCCCCCCCAAAAAAAAAUCUGCAUCCUUUCUGCCUUUAGUGCUUCGAGUUUGUAGUUCCUGACUCUUUUUUUUUUUUUUAUAUCUCGAUGUAUUUAUACCGGCCAAAAUGUUUUGAUACAUAUAGAAGUAUUGUUCUCGUGCAUGCUUCUUUUUUUUUUUUUUGGUUGUGUUUGUGUGCACACACACUUUGUCUGUAAUCCAGCGCGGAAGGGCUAGAAAGUGUCUCUUAUUUCAAGCGUCUCACUUUUUGGAGCGCGUCAUGAUUUUUUUACUUGUAUUUUUGUACAAAAUCUAUAGAAAGUUUGAGGAGGGCGGUGAGGUCUGUAGUCGCCUCCGUCUUUGGAUGUGCAGAAAUGUCGGGGGAUGGUUGGCACAAUCUGACCUCACACAGUGUUUACAGUAUUUUUUAGCCACGUGCUUCUUAAUGGCGGCAGCCUAGUACACACCACUCACCACCAGUCUGAGCGGUGCCUCCCAGACGACAACAACAACAACAACAACAACAUGGCCCCCCGGGGUGACACUAACACCUCUCUGUGCUUUUCUGAAGUUUUAUUUCCAAACCACUGGAUGGAAUCUCAUACGCUCAUUCCACUUUGCCUACAGGAGGGAAGGAGGUGCAAGAAGUGCUUCAUCGGUUCCAAAAUGAACAAGUUGGCUAUCUUAAGUCUAGCAAACAACUGCUUGUGUAUUUUUGUUUUGUUUUGUUUUUGUUUUUAAUGGCAUGGCAAACUAGCAUUUGUAUUUCAGAUUCAGGUAUAUGUAGCUAUAGCUGUUGUGUUUAAGAUUUUUAAAAGAAUAAUAACAUGAAGAUAUUUAUGUAAACUGACUGUAUUAUAAGCAAAGAUUGUGUGUUUUUUUUUUUUAAACGACAGGCACUAGGACGGCCAUCUUUGGACACCUUGAAGAAGAUGAUUGUUGUCGGGGAGUUUUUCUCUUUUUCAAGACUUUUUAUUUUAUUUUUUUCAUUUGUGCAAUAUGCUGUGUAUGACCAUGUUUUGUCCGAUCAUGCCAAUAUCCUUUUGAUGUUUAUAACUUAGAAGAAAGAAAAAAAAACAGCCAAUGUUUUUGGGUCAAUCACUGCCUCUCAGACCUCUGUACAGAUUGUUGUUUUUAUUUGUAUUUCUUUUCCUCCGAGAAGGAAAUAAAAUCAGCUGGAACUGAAAA